Radiomyces spectabilis is the source of this 2446-nucleotide messenger RNA. Its product is annotated as WD40-repeat-containing domain protein. The record is from RefSeq and is a predicted model, not a curated record. The transcript has 10 exons. The coding region runs from base 208 to 2034 and encodes 608 amino acids. Gene Ontology annotation, molecular function: protein binding. Lineage: Eukaryota; Fungi; Mucoromycota; Mucoromycetes; Mucorales; Radiomycetaceae.
UUCUUCCGUUCUUGGAGAGCCAUCUCAAACACAUCACGCGAAAGAUCCCAUUUACAGUUUUCAGUUCUUCUUUUCUAUUGGCUUGGCCUCUGGUUUCUUCUGUUUAUAUUUGUGUUAUCGCUUCUUUCAUCGUUUCUGUAAACUUCUAUUGUCGAGCCCGUGAACGUAAUCAGGAACAGCACGUAGGAACAUUUUGAAGCUGCCAUAAUGUCUGUGUACAAUCAUCGCCCGAUGGUUCCUGCGCCCAUGAACCGCAUUGCCGAGAUUCUGGACAACAUCCGAGCUGAAUUUGAUCAGCUUGCACAAGAAGCCUAUGUAUGCAAAACCCAGAGAGACGACUUUGAACUUAAAAUGAACUCUCAAAUCCAAGAGAUGAACAAUUUCCAACAAAGCCUGAUGGAAUUGGAACGAUCUCAACAAACCCUUAAAAAACAAUACGAAGAUGAGAUCGGCCGAUUGCGUCAGCAACUGGAUCAAGCACAAGCACGAUCAGGUCAUACUACCAUCCCUACGAGCAUGCCCAUGUCAAGCGGUAUGCACUCUUCACAACAUUCUGCGCCGCCUCCACCGAAUAUCGGUCCGGCUUCCAAUUAUUUCGGUGGUAUCAUGAACGCUCAUACAAAUAGCCAAGCUCCGGGAUUGGUGGCUCCUCCUCAGAUGGGCGAUCCCAAUCAGCCUUCCUCCCAACCUCCGCACAUCAGCUACCCAACCUCGCAACCGCCCUCUAGUGUGCCCGGUCCGUACAUGAACGGUGCGCCUGCACCUGCACCUCCAAUGGGCCAUGGCUACGCAUACCCCCCUCGCAUGGUCACGCCGGGUACUCCCAAGUCCCAAGCGGCCGAUCCCCAAGCCAACGCCAAUAAACGCAAGUCCGGUCCACCUGCCGGCUAUUCCCCGGGACCCAUUAUUGCCGGUCGUCCCACGCCUCCCCCUGCCAAGGGUCCUGCAAGUGCCAUGACACCUGGUGGAUUGGCCGAUGUGGAUCCGGAAACCGUUCCUGCCAAUAUGAAAAUCGAAGGACAAGACUGGUUUGCACUAUUCAACCCCAAAGUUACGCGCUAUUUGAAGGUCGAUCUGGUUCACACAUUGGAACAUAACAGUGUUGUAUGUUGUGUGAAAUUUAGUCAGGAUGGGCGUUAUCUUGCUGCAGGAUGCAAUCGUUCCACCUUUAUUUAUGAUGCGAUGACUUCCCAGCGAAUCUGUGUGCUUCAAGACGAUAGUGUACCCAAAGACGGCGAUCUGUAUAUUCGAUCUGUAUGCUUCAGUCCCGAUGGCCAAUACUUGGCUACGGGAGCAGAAGAUAAACAAAUCAGAAUCUGGGAUAUCGCCAAGAAACGCAUUCGCAAUGUAUUGUCUGGUCACGAGCAAGACAUUUAUUCGCUUGAUUUCAGUCGAGAUGGUCGUAUCAUUGUUUCCGGUUCCGGCGAUCGAACAGCACGGAUAUGGAGUAUGGUAGAUGGACAAUGUUUGCAUGUGCUUCGUAUCAAGGAUCUGGAUCAAAAGGAUCCUGGUGUGACGAGUGUCGCUAUUUCGCCGGAUGGUCAUUUGGUUGCUGCCGGUAGUCUGGAUAAAAUGGUGCGUGUAUGGGAUACGCGAACGGGCAACCUCCUUGAACGUCUGGAAGGACACAAGGACAGUGUUUACUCUGUGACUUUUAUGCCUGACGGCAAGACAUUGGUCAGUGGCAGCCUGGAUAAGACGUUGAAAUUAUGGCAACUUGGCACCAACGAAGGACGCGGCUACGGUGCUGACAGAGACCGAUCGAAAGGACCGUGCAAAAUGACGUUUACUGGUCACAAGGACUUUGUGUUAUCGGUAGCAUGCACGCCGGACGGUAACUGGGUUGUAUCUGGUUCUAAAGAUCGAGGCGUUCAGUUCUGGGAUCCGCGAACGGGCCAAACCCAAUUCAUCUUGCAGGGCCACAAGAAUUCGGUCAUCUCGGUUGCCAUUAGUCCGAGCGGUCGACCGUUGUUUGCCACGGGAUCAGGAGACAAUCGAGCGCGUAUCUGGAGCUAUGAACCUCUCGUUUCCUAGUAUGCAUCGUUCAUUUAACCUAUGGUUUCUUUCUUAUUGCCGCUGUUUAUUUGAGAUUUUCCUCUAUUUCUAUCCCUGUUUCUCUCUUUCUUUCUUCUUUUCUUUCUCUUUUUUUGUUUUUCACAACGCUUUUUUCUUUGCAUAAUGAACAUCAUCUUUAGGUCUUUUAGGGUCGCUUUUUCUUUUUCUGGUAUUUUUAGCGAAUAUGACAAGAGGUUUUGACCACAUAUAUUGUUUUGUUUCAUUUCAAGAAUAUCUUAUGAUUAAAUGACCGGGAUGUUUCUCUGCAUCAACGGAAUUUUGUGAGCUCUGGGGAGAAAACCGAGAGAAAUACUAACGAGUCCCAGCAGAGCGAUUCAAAAAACUUGAACGUGAUAAAGAAGAAAAAUAGACUCUUUUAUAUUACAGUAUA